UUGUAAUUCCAUUUGAUAUGGCAUCCAAUUUGAUAAGAUUCCGCACGUUUAGGGCUCCAUCCCAUACCAGAGCAUGCUGACCGGGCGCGAGAGCUUGCUCAGGGUUGUCGGCAAAAGGCGACGUUACCUGCCCAACCGCCGCUCCUUUCUCUCCGCCUCUUCCUCUUCUUCUUCCUUUCAGAGUUGUUUGAGUCCGUGUCAAAAAGAUGAAAAUGUCAAGAGAAACUCUGUGGAGGAAACAGCGAGUGGUGGUGGUGGUGACAUGGUGGAAUCAGUGAACUGUCCUGUCUGUGGAACCCAACUUCGGGGCCUGGAUAAUACCCUCAUCAAUUCUCAUUUAGAUGAGUGCCUUGCCAAAGGAAGUAAACGGAAACUGAGCCAGCUUACUCUUCUUCAGUUCAACUUUUCCAGGUCUAAAGUCAAAGUUCAUUCGAAUUGGCAAAAUGAUAAAGGAGAUCAAGUUAUUACAAGUGACCUCAACAGGAUUAGCAGUUGCGAUUUAAUUCAUAAUGCAAAUGAGUUGGCUAGUUCUGAAGAGGUUUCUUUGAGAAACAAUCCAUUUGCAAGUGGUGUAGAAGAUUUGGUUUCUGAUGCUUUUGCCGACAAUAAGGUUCCCUCACUGCCAUUAGUUUCGGAAAUUGAGAGGCCUAAAUAUGUUGUGAAGGAGUAUUUUGAUGAUCAUGACAUAUUUAAGGUUUCUUUUCCAACUUAUAUUGUUGGCCGUAGGUACGGCAGUAGGAAGGAGUUGGAUACUGAAUCAAGGGUAUGCCUCUCUAGAGACCCUGAGAAUGCUAAGGAUCCAAAUGCAAUUAAGGUACUUUAUGCAGGUUGUGAUUGUGAAUAUGAUAACAUGCUGGGUUAUAUACCACGGGAGUUGGCCCAAUAUCUGUCUCCUUUGAUUGACAAGUUCUACUUGACCUUUGAGGGCAGUAUUAUUUCUGUACCAAAAGAUGCUCAUGCUGCAGUCCCAAUUCAGAUUGUAUGCAAAAAUGGGCAAAUAUGUAAUAAAAAAUCAGAUGCAAACAUUCAAGAGAUUAAGUCUCUAUGGAGACAAGCUCUACAUGUUGCUGAACUUGCAAAAACUAAUCCCUCGGGGAUGACCAGGUAUCAACGCAACCUGGUACUACUUAUACAAGAUGUUUUGGAGAAUAAUCGACAUCUUUUUACAACCAGAGAGAUGUCUUUCCUAGAAGCAUUUAAGUUGCUUCCAGAUGAUAGCCAGAGACUCUUCGCUCGACUUUAUACACGCAAAGGGCCCUGGUUUCGGGUGUCUAAUAUUUCAUACCCUGAGAUAGCUGAUUGCCACCUAGCAAUAAAGGGACUCUUAGAAACGCGCUAUGUAUGUUCCCUUGCAUGGAGGAAUGAUGUAGAGGACGAUGGUGUAGCCGAGGUCCUAAACAUACUUAACAUUGAUGAGCUACGGGAAGUUUUGCGCAUGCUUAACAAGAAAUGUGAUCGUAGCACAAGAAAGCAGGACAUGAUUGAUUUGCUUCUAUCUUCAAGCAAGAAUAUGGUAAGCCCUGAGCUCCGAAGUUCUGUUUUAGCUAUAACUGGGUCCUGUAUCAAAGUAUCUCCUUUGGCCGAAUCUCUAAUGUGGCGAGCUGAGAGGCUUUUUUUCCUUAAUGGAGAGCAGGACUUGUCUGCAUUUUUAUUUGUGGACUUGGGAAUUGUGAAGUUUCCUGCUUAUACAUGUAUAAUCUCAGAUCCAAUCUUUCCAAAUAGGAGAGACUUGCUUUCUUAUGAAGAGGCUAUUGAAAUAUCACAAAUUAUGGUUGAAUCUCUUGAUGAGAACAACUCUGAGUUGGUUUUAAGAUGCAUAGAGGUUUCCAGUUCUCGCAUGUCAAUUGCUUUGCAAGAGGGGAAAUGUUCAAGUGGUGGAGCAAUGGUUGCUUUCUUCUCAUACUAUUCAGCCUCCUGGGUCUACUCUAAAGUGGUCUUAUUAGGUGUCUCUUUUUUUGAGCGUGAGAAGAGCUGUCGCAGGUACAUUGAUGCCAUCAAUCUACUCAGGCAGUUGUUGGAUGCAUUUAUUUUUGAUGGAAGAAGGGGAUAUUGGACUUUAAGACUGUCUGUGGAUUUGGAACAUGUGGGGCGUCUAGAUGAGAGCCUGCAAGUUGCAGAAGAUGGUUUACUUGAUCCAUGGGUUCGUGCCGGUUCAAGAGUAGCCCUGCAAAGACGAGUACUACGCUUGGGAAAACCACCUAGGCGUUGGAAAAUCCCCAGUUAUUCUGAGUCUGUUAAGAGGAAUAUUUUUGAGGUUCAUGUUCAAGGAAGACCAUUGAAUUGUAAAGCAGGGAUGAAAAGCAUAUUUUAUGGUGAAGAUGGAGAACAAUGUGGAGUAGAACAGCUUGCACUACACUAUUAUGCUGGGGAAGGAGGUGGUUGGCAGGGUGUUCAUGCAGAAAGUGGAAUUUGGCUAACAAUUUUUGGGGUCUUGAUGUGGGAUAUUAUUUUUGCUGAUAUACCAAAUGUCUUCCGCACUAAAUUUCAGACUGCACCCUUGGAUCUGGAGACUGAUAGCUUUUAUGAAGUGAGGAAGGGGCUCAUUGAAGAACUCCUGGACAAAAUUCAAGAUGGAAUGGCAGAAGAGAUACUUAUCACAUCAUGGGAAUCACAUGUUGGAACAGCGUGUCGAGGAGUGAACUGGGAGAAGCACUCAUUGGCUGAUCUACGAGCAGCUGUUAAAUGCAUUGGUGGUCACUGCCUUGCAUCAAUUUGCCGGCAUUUGGCUCAAGAUUACCGCAGCUGGUCUAGUGGUAUGCCGGACUUACUGCUGUGGCGUCUCCAUGACUGCUACAGAGGUGAAGCAAAGCUUGUAGAAGUAAAAGGCCCCAGAGAUAGACUUUCAGAGCAACAGCGUGCAUGGUUGCUGGUUCUAAUGGACUGUGGCUUCAAUGUUGAGGUCUGCAAGGUUACUCCGCCUCCAGUACCAUCAUGAUGCAUUCCUGUUUUGCUUUCCUUUAACUCUCAAAUCAAGUCCAAUUUUUGUUGGACAAGCUGUGCGGUGGAUGACUUACCUCUGGAUUAUUCGGACCUAAGGAUGUAUGUUCCGUUCUACAGAGCUUGUUUUGGGAAGUUCUCACUAAAUCCAUUUACAUCGGUGUUGAAAUGUUGGAUAAGAGCAGAUAAACUUGCUGUUCCUUCCUGGAACUGGUUCCAGUUCUGGCUUCUCUUAUUCUUUAGCCGUUGCUCUAAGACAAGUUGUAUAUCAUCCAAGAGCACAAUUGCUGUUAUGACAAUUGCAGUUCCUAACUUCUUACAGUAUAAACCAUCACUUUAUAUCUAAUGGAAUUUAUUUUCAUAAUUC
Sesamum indicum (sesame) is the source of this 3304-nucleotide messenger RNA. RefSeq names its product zinc ion binding/nucleic acid binding/hydrolase. Gene Ontology annotation, cellular component: nucleus. Gene Ontology annotation, biological process: interstrand cross-link repair. The record is from RefSeq and is a predicted model, not a curated record. Gene Ontology annotation, molecular function: zinc ion binding; 5'-flap endonuclease activity; 5'-3' exonuclease activity. NCBI's taxonomy places the organism in Eukaryota, Viridiplantae, Streptophyta, Magnoliopsida, Lamiales, Pedaliaceae.